UUCCCCGGAAAGGCAUCGACAUAGAGGCGGGGUUGGACCGACUUUCGGAUUCUCGUACGUCAAAUUAAACAUCCUUCUCGUAUUCGAGAAACUGGAUGCACGAGUGCCGAAGUCGCAACGAGUCUAUGCCCUAAUCGGCAUCGGCCCUAAUUACAUCAGUGUGGAAUUCUCCAAGAGUGUCAUUAAAAGAGACGAACAGGAUUUAAUUCUCGAUCUGGAUGCUGGGAAGACUUCACCAAGAUGCAACCAAUAAGUGAUUAUCCCAGUCAAGUUCAACGCUUCCUCGAGGAUGCGACGAAUCAUGUAUACGAUUUACAUCGCUGUCAGGAAUAUUGGUGGAUGUUUCCGAGCGAAACGUUGUACGAGAUGUGCGCGAAACGUAUUUACGGAUUCACCAACGUCGUCCCGGAAAUGUUGGGCGCCGACGUUUCCGGCUCGAUCUUCGAUCAUCAAGCAUCAAGCCUGUCCUGGCAUCCAACAUCCGUAAUUAAUUACAAGAGCCCGCAUUACGAAAAACCCCCGUAUUCUUACAUCGCCCUAAUAACGAUGGCGAUCGACUCGUCGCCGAAACGUCGACUCACGCUCGCCGGAAUUUACAAGUUCAUCAUGGACAAGUUUCCUUAUUACCGGGAGAAUCGACAAGGUUGGCAGAACAGCAUAAGGCACAAUCUCAGCCUGAACGAUUGUUUCGUGAAGAUUCCGCGGAACAAGACAAGCCUAAACACUGACGAGGAGGAUCAUAUGGUAGGAAAGGGAAGCUACUGGACUCUGGAUCCAUCCGCCAGUGAUAUGUUCGAAUACGGCAAUUACAGACGGAGAAGAACGAGAAGGCAGCGGGCCUUUGCUCGAGAUGAGAAGCAGAAAUUCACGGGAUUAUCGGCCGAAUUUUUACCCAACUUGACAAAAUGCCAAGAGAAACUUCAGCAACGAAGUAAAAUUAAUGAGAUAAAUGAAGAAAACGCCAUGGUAAAAGAUACCGCAGCCGAAUAUACGAAGUCUCCAGGGCACAUUGCCAAAACAAUGACAUUUAGCAUCGACAAUAUUCUACAAAAAUUUACAAGACAGUCGCAAACAUAGUUUUACGACAUGUAUCUUUUAUUUUAAAAAAUGUGGC
Molecule: messenger RNA, 1114 nt
Organism: Nylanderia fulva
Lineage: Eukaryota; Metazoa; Arthropoda; Insecta; Hymenoptera; Formicidae
Biological process (GO): cell differentiation; anatomical structure morphogenesis; regulation of transcription by RNA polymerase II
Molecular function (GO): DNA-binding transcription factor activity, RNA polymerase II-specific; RNA polymerase II cis-regulatory region sequence-specific DNA binding
Source: RefSeq, a predicted model, not a curated record